Molecule: messenger RNA, 2359 nt
Organism: Cydia fagiglandana
Lineage: Eukaryota; Metazoa; Arthropoda; Insecta; Lepidoptera; Tortricidae
Product: polypeptide N-acetylgalactosaminyltransferase 3-like
Exons: 7
Coding region: 238-2055 (605 amino acids)
Biological process (GO): protein O-linked glycosylation
Cellular component (GO): Golgi apparatus
Molecular function (GO): polypeptide N-acetylgalactosaminyltransferase activity
Source: RefSeq, a predicted model, not a curated record
GCUUUCGGAAAUUCGGAAUAUAAUGAUUGAAUGGAUAGGCUGUUUGAUUGUGAAUUUGUGAAACGACAUUUUAUUCCAGUGACCUGACACAGUUUUAUUGGAUCCAUAGAAAUGAAGAAUAGACCGUUGUAAUGACUACUGAAAACCCAUAGGACGAUACAAGUUGGAGCAGUUUUUGGUGUAUUUUUAUUCUUGUCCCAUACUUGAAGUUGAACUUUAGAGAUUUUUGCGAUAGAGAUGCUGCAAGGCGAAUUCUGGUCACUGCUGUGCAGAGGUCGUAAGAAAAAAAUUAUAACUUUAAUAAUAAUAUUGAUAUUUUUAAUAAACGCGAUGUUGUAUGUCAGUAUGGAAUUAUACAAUACCAUAAGAAGAAACCGUGAAGAUUGGAGUAAAAAUUGGCAAAAUGAACAGUCAAACACGGAGAAAGGGGGCAUGAGAGUAAUAGUUGGGCACUAUAUUGGAGGCUUUGGUAAAGGCAACUUAUCUGAUGAUAUAAUAAAUAGUAAUAACUAUGCGCCAGUCAAAGGUGCCGGAGAAGGCGGCAGGCCAGUGCAGUUGGCUCAGCGGGAGCUUAUCACAGCAAGGGAAUUGUAUCAACUGCACUCCUAUAAUAUUCUAGUCAGCGACAAAAUAUCCAUCAACAGAAGUUUGCCAGACAUGAGAAGUGACAGUUGUAAGAGUGUGGAAUUCAACCUAGAUAACCUGCCGACGGCGACCGUCAUCAUAGUGUUCCACAAUGAGGCGUGGUCCACUCUGAUGCGUACCAUUAUGUCAGUUAUCAUGAGGUCACCUAAGCAGCUGAUGAAACAGAUUAUCUUAGUAGACGACGCCAGUGAGAGAAGGUACCUAGGGAAAGAGUUGGACGAUGCCAUAGUCAAUUUGGAUAAAGUGGAGAUUAUUCGCAUGAAAGAACGCAAAGGGUUGGUGGGGGCUCGGCUGUUGGGAGCCAGGAAGGCAGAAGGAGACGUGUUGGUGUUUUUAGAUGCUCAUUGUGAGGUAACCCAAGGUUGGCUCGAGCCCCUCCUCGAUCGGGCGGGAAGCGAUGACGUCUUCAUAUGCCCGCACAUAGACCUCCUAUCCGAAGACACCUUAGCUUACACCAAGAGCAUCGACGCGCACUGGGGCGCUUUCAGCUGGAAUCUAUUCUUCCGCUGGCUCAACCCCAGUGCCGAAGUCAUGGCUCAGAAGGCAGAAAACCCUUCCAAACCUUACCCCACACCGGCGAUGGCUGGUGGACUUUUCGCAGUCAGGAAAAGCCUCUUCUGGCGCUUAGGAGGAUACGAUGAAGGUAUGCUUAUUUGGGGAGCCGAAAACUUGGAGCUCUCAUGGCGAGCGUGGCAGUGCGGCGCUAGAGUAGAAAUCACACCAUGCUCUCGAGUAGGCCACAUUUUUAGACGACACAGUCCUUAUAAAUAUCCAGGAGGCGUUAGUAAAGUUUUAAAUGUUAAUUUAGCUCGCGCAGCCACUGUGUGGAUGGACGAGUGGGCAGAUUUCUUUUUUAAAUUCAAUCCUAACAUAGCGGCGAUACGCGACCAACAGACCGUGUAUUCAAGGGUAGAGUUGCGGAAGAAUUUGAAGUGUAAAAGUUUUAAAUGGUAUUUGGAUAAUGUGUGGCCUCAGAAUUUCUUUCCGAGUGACGAGAGAUGGUUUGGUAAGAUUAGGAGCGAUCUUGGUCCUUGUUUAGCGGUGCCGGAGCAGACGACGGGGCUCGCUGUACCAGCGAAGGGAGUGCCCUGUGGGAUCGACGAUGGAAGUUGGGACACGAUGGUCGUUUACACUCCCGAGGGCAAGAUUAUGGGUGAUGAGAAUUUGUGUUUAGAGCGAACCGAGGGUCGCGCCAUGUGGAAGGCUUGUAAAGAAACGCCGAAGCAGAUUUGGGAGCAGAAGGGGCCUAGGUUAAAAACAAAAGACGGUCUGUGCUUAUCGUUAGCGUUGAUCGAUAAACAAGCAGAUGGUUUUAGUGAUAUCAUCUCAACGAAGAAGUGUCGCGACAAAAUGCGUGACGCGGCGACAACGCAACAGAUCUGGCAUUUUGACCGAGUGCCUUGGCGGUAAAUGUGAUAUUAAAAGUAUGUACUUAAAUAAAAUUAUAAGUACAAUGUAAUUAAGAAUCUCAUUAUUUGUUUUUUCGUUUUCUCUCUUCGUACUUUUAUACAUGGUUUUUAUAUUUAAUGUUUAUAAGUUUAGUAACUGAACAAUUACUAUAGUUUUAUGUUUUAGAUUAUUUUUAGGUAAUCUAUUUUUGACAUUCCAUUGUAUAAAAACUAGUAUUAAAUGUAUACUAUUAUUUAGAUACUCUUUUGCCGAUGUGUAAAAUAAGUACAGUAGAUUUGUGUAAUACAUAUAGCGAUUUAUCACA